UAUUUGGGCUAAAACAUGAGACCUCACACUCUGGAUAUUAUUUUUCUUUCUUCCUUUUAGGUUCUUUACAAAGAAUCAAGAAGAUGAAAUCAUCAUCAUCAACGUUACUCACAAGCUUUAACCAGAGACAGCCAUCUUCAUCUCCCACAAAAAAACCACCGAAGCAAAAGAGGAAAGCAACAACUACGAACGAUAACAAACCCAUCAAAGUCCGUUACAUAUCGAAUCCUAUGAGAGUGGAGACUUGCCCUUCUAAGUUUAGAGAGCUUGUUCAAGAACUCACCGGUCAAGACGCCGUCGACAUACCUCCUGAGGCCACCACGUACGCCGCCGCAGAUCCUCAACAGGAGGAGAUGAAUCCUGAGCCUUUGGAUGAAGGGGUCCGUGAGUAUUAUUCACCGUUGGAUGAAGAAGUGUUUAAUGCUCCUCAAAUGUCGGCAGGUCUUUCUGCGUUUUUCUCCUCUGGGUUUUAUAAUGUCAAUGUGAAUGCCUUUGGAAGCAUUGGCUCUCUCUGAAAAUCUUAUAUUUUUUAAAAAAAAUGGUGUCACACCUAUCAGGAGAAGAAAUCGUCGUAUAGUUUAGGGUUUCGUCGAUACCUAAAUAUAUAUAACAUAUCUUCUGUUUUUUUUUUUUUUUUGUGGGGAAUUAUUUGCGUUUGUGAGUAAAUAUAUCUUGUUCAUUUCAAGGAAGAAUUAUUGCAUUUGUUUAAUGAUCGAAAUUCUAAAGUAACAUAUCAAAAAUUUCA
Messenger RNA from Eruca vesicaria subsp. sativa (arugula), 745 nucleotides. NCBI's taxonomy places the organism in Eukaryota, Viridiplantae, Streptophyta, Magnoliopsida, Brassicales, Brassicaceae. The record is from the annotation of a GenBank genome assembly.